Molecule: messenger RNA, 3411 nt
Organism: Epinephelus moara (kelp grouper)
Lineage: Eukaryota; Metazoa; Chordata; Actinopteri; Perciformes; Serranidae
Exons: 4
Coding region: 26-1402 (458 amino acids)
Cellular component (GO): nucleus
Molecular function (GO): zinc ion binding
Source: RefSeq, a predicted model, not a curated record
AGAAGAAGAAGAAGAAGAAAAAGAAAUGGCUGAGCUGUGCUCGCAGAAAACUCCGGCAGAGUUAGUGGAUGUUUGUCGCGUUUGCGGCGACUCAUUCUCGCCAACUAAGAGAAACAAACAUAAUGUUUUACAAGGCCAUGGCUUAUCCGUCCGGCCGGACUAUACCUUGGCUUUGGAAGACAUCACAGGAGAACGCGUUACACAGGGAGAUGGACUACCCAAAGCGGUAUGUGGGACCUGUCGCACGCUUUUGCGACGGUAUGGACGGAGCAAAGCUGAUGUGGAGGGAAUUGGCUCUUUCGUAAAAGAAAAAGCUACCACAGUGCCGAGGUUUAAAACAUGUGCCCCCUCAACACCCAGUCAGCAGCUCAAAAGGGAACCAGGUCCUCCAGAAGAUAGUCACGGCAGCAGUCCGGCGUUACGAAAACUUUUCCCGAGUGGUGAGGCCGAGGGUACAGAUCCAGAUGACAUGGGCGGUGUAGUAUCAUUAGAUGAUGGGGCGACCAGCAGCAUGAACGCAGAACAACAUGUAGCUGCUGAAUCCAGGCCUGAGCCCCAACAGCCCCAACGAGUAACUAAGGUUAUUGUCACCCAUGGACCUGCCACACUUUCCAGGAUUGUUACUGGACCUAUUGAGAAGAUUGCCAUGUGUCUUCAAAGGAAUCAUACCAAAAGAUUGCCAAAGUUGGUUAUGGAUGUUCCUGGUUUAGACAACAUUGCCAUUAAACAGGUUUUUAAGCGUGUAGACAAAGAAUGUCAAAAACUGACUGGUAACAAGUGGAAAUCCAUAUUGAAAAAAACAACCCCAUCAGAUCUUAAAAAGUUUUCCUGGGAUAAAGUUCUGGAUGAAUGGAAGGAGAAAGCGCCAACAUUUCUCCAGUUUCUGAAAUGUGCAAGUACCGUUUCCACCGAAAAAGGGGAAGGAAAUGCUCGUGCAAAAAUAUGCAAAAUGGCAAUGGCCGGUGCUACUCUUCUUCGAGCACGUUCGAAAUUCAUGUGUGCACCAAUGUACUUAAAUGCACUUCUUAUGCAGCACGCAGGAGCUAAGAAGAGGUGCUAUGAUAGAUUUGGCAGGAUUGGCAUCUCUGUCAACAGGAGAAGCUGCCUUCGGAAAUUAAAAACUAUCAGCUUAUCCUGGGACAAGAAAUACCUGAAGUGGAAGAGGAAUAUAUGUGCAAGGUCCUCUGAGAUGGCCGAACAAUGCCUAGACCACCAACCUCUUCAACAUGACCAACAGACUGCAGCUUGUUCGGAUGUCCAAACAAAUGAGAAUGCUGCGCCAUCUGACAACCAGAGCCUGGGAUCACAGCAAAGACCACCUAAUGAUGACAAUGAUGGUGAUGCUGAAUCGAUAUAUGCCAUUAAAGCGGCAUCGGAGUCUGACUGUCCUUCUCAUCUGUGAAACUCAUCUACACAACACGUGAUAGUACUAACCCACUACAACGGUGCCGUGACCCGUCCUCCUCUCUGGUGUUGCUGCGGGCUCCACGUGGGACAGACAACUCUUCGCGCUGCUGCGUCACCUGUGCUUUGAUCCCUUGGUGCCGUGAGUCACAGUUAUGGCUUAAAGCCUGAUAUAUGGACUGAAUUUGAUGCAUGGCAGUCCUGAGAAGGCAAAAAAAAGGGACUUUACUUUGAGAUGGUAAUUGUCAUUGUGUACAUGCAACUGGUAAAUUGGUAUGUGUAAAUGUAACCUGUGAUGGGUAAAAAGUGUAUUUGGUUUUGGAUAUUUUUUUCCUGUCUGCACUGUAAAAAAUAUCAAGGUGGUUUAACUUGAAAACUUUAAGUUCAAUUGCCGCCUUAAAAAUGUGAGUAAACUCAACUUCAAGAAAAGCUUUAUUUCAACUUAGAAAUUUAAGUCAUAUAAGCUGUUAAACUAAUGAUCAUUUGUUAUUUGAACUUGAUGCUCGGAGUUGAAAUGACUAAUUAUUUUACAUUUAACAUUUAAGAAAACUUGCCCUCUCUUGUCAAACACACUUAUAAUUUUACACUAUUUCAACUCACAAAAUUCAGUUACAUCAGUGUUUAAUGAAUGAUUAUUUGUUGUUUGAAUCCCAUACUCUGGGUUGAAACAACUCACUAUAUUACAUUAUACAUUUGAGAAAACUUGCUUUGUGUUGUCAAAGGAACUUAAAAUUGUACACCCUUUAAACCCACAUUUUUUAAGUCAAAAUAGCUAACUAUAUUCAUACCAAUCGCCUGUUCAAGUUAAGUUAACUUGUGUCUUUAAGGCAGCAAUUGCACUUAAAAUUGCAAGUAGGCUAAGGUUUUCAAUUUGUAUCCUCUGUCUCGCCUAAUAAUGGAAAGUUCACCUGUUUCCAAAAAGAUUACAAUGAACACACGUACAGUUACUGUUCAAAAACAUUUAUUUGAACAAUUAUCUCAACUUAAAGCUUGCCCUAUAUCAAAUACAAGUUUGGCAGAUGACAGAUAAGACAAGCCUAAAAUCCAGUGUAAAUGAGAAAAUUUAUCUCAGAGACCACAAGUAAAUGUGUUCAAAAAACAUCUGCCAAAGAGAACGAUCAAGACCACCGUCUCUUAUCCGUCCAAAAUUAAGUGGGUGAGUAACAGUGCUUUAAAUCCUAAGACUGCUGAAACUUUGCAGAGGUGCACUUCACAUUCAUAAAACAAGGUUCAUGCUAAAUAAAAAUAGUCUGCCUAAGCAUAGAACAGCUGAGACCGUCACUUCUCAUAUGAGUAUCUGUGCCUUGACCUGUUAAGCCCUAGCCAUAUUUUCAGAAAAAACGCCUAAAAACACAUGCCCAAAGUAAAUCAAGAAUUUCUCCACAAUAAUAAGGUUCAUAUGCAGGUUAAGAGAAUAGAUUCCCAGUGUCAAAAAUAUUGUGUUUGUUACUAUGCCUGAGUAAAUUGGGAUAAACCAAAGGAGAAAUUUGAAAUUCCUAUCCUCUUUUUACAGAGGAUAACACCAUGUUACCAAUGAUUCCAUGCACCCGCUACCUUUCGUCACCCCCAGCAACUCCUUGACUACAAAUGUACCAAAUUUGGUGGAGUUUGGGCAAAGGGCAUAGCCUCCACAGAGGUUUUAGUAAGGAUACCACCAGGCAGAAACCCAAUUUGGCACCAAAGUGUGCCAAAUCCAGUUAUUUUGCACUUCCAAUGUAAUAUGGCAGGAAAAUACAACUUAUAUCAGUUACAGGAGUCUAGCACCAUCUACUGGAGCUUUUGGUUAUGAAAUUUACCUUGUCCUUCAUGAAAUUCUAUCAUUGUGCACAGCAUAAUAUCAAUAAAAACAACAACAAAAUGUAUUACUUUGUCUCAACAUUGAGCUCCACAGUCAUCUCCUCAACUGUAGAAUUCUGGUUUUAAUCAUAUCUGACAACCAAAAUCUUUUCAGAUGGAGCUCUCUGAAGACAAAUCUUACCAAAUGGGGGUCUUUGACCCUCAUGAAUU